This is a messenger RNA of Closterium sp. NIES-67, 1408 nucleotides long. NCBI's taxonomy places the organism in Eukaryota, Viridiplantae, Streptophyta, Zygnematophyceae, Desmidiales, Closteriaceae. The record is from the annotation of a GenBank genome assembly.
UGCUCCUAAAUCCUGAGAGUCAGGAGAAGCCAGUAAGCACAGAAGCUGGAGCCCUAACUCUCCGAGCUUUAGCAUCCCAGCCUAAGGAGCUUCCUAGGGGCGAAGCGGAGACUUCUAUUCCAUUUGCUAUCGCCUGAUCCCGCAUUUCGGACGCCUAAAUACGCCAUGGCGACCGCUUCCCUCCAGUGCUCCCGGCUGAGCUGCCAGCUCUUCUCCCGCUCCACACAACGAGCCUCGCGACCCGCCGAUUCCAUCAAGACCGACUCCUUCGCUCACGGCACGAAGCUCGCGCUCACUUCCGUGAACAGGAGAGCCUCCAAGUUCACUCCUAAGGCGUCCGUCGCUGUGCAACCGACGGCGAAUGCGGAGAUCACGACAGACGAUCGGCUCCGGUUGAAGGAGAGCGAGGAUUCGUCGAAGCCGUAUGCGGUGGUGGAGGUGGAUGCUGCGGAGCAGAAGGACUUCAAUGUCGCGACUGUUACUGCCGUUGAGGACGUCGCUCCUGGCGUGCGAGUGGUGACGGUCAACGCGGAGAUCUCGAGAGAGUUCAUUCCCAUUGACAAGGCCUACACCAAGCCCGGCCAGACCGUCCUAGCUCGCCUGCCGGAGGGCGAGGCCGUUUCGACGUACGUGUCGAGCCCGCCGUUCCCCAGCGAGAGCAACUGGCGCGUGCUCUACAAGCUCCGGGGCGACAUCCCCGCCGGGGCCACCAAGGCGCCGCAAUACGCGCUCUCAGUCAAGCACCCGCUGGAGCUGCACGUCACGGCCGACCACCCUCUCUACAACGUGCAGCCUGAUGCUGAGGUGGAGAUUGGUGCCUUCCAGGCCAACGGGCUGGACCUGCGGCCAAUCAUGUUCCUCUCGCGCUUCCCCACGCUGCUCAUCUUCGCCUCGGGCAACGGCAUCGCUGCCGCGCGGUCGCUCAUAGAGGCCUCGGACGUCGGCUCGCUGUUCCUCAACAUGCGCUCGGAAGUGCGGCUCUUCUACUCCGCACCGUCACCAUCCGCUGUGGCCUACAAGGAGCGCUUUGCCCACUGGGAGAAGCUGAAUGCGAAGGUGAGGCCCACAGUGGACGCGACCAACGGGGAGGAGUGGGACGGGCUGGUGGGGUCGUUUGCGGAUGCAUUUGAUGCAGAUGACUUGGAGUACGACCCUGAGCUCACUGCUGCUGUGGUGUUUGGCGACAAGCAGUCCAACCAAGCCGCGCUGCAAGUGCUCAACGAGGCCGGGGUUCCCGAGAGGAGCAUCCUCGUGUGGGAUGCAUAAAUUGCUCAUGAUGUGUAGUGACUGAGUUGUCUGGUAAUAGUCUAGAGGGGUAAAGAUAUGUGAACACUGUAAUUUUAGCUCCUGUUUUACUUCUUACCUUGUCCUACCAAUUUUCAACUCAAGGUGCACAAUUCUUCUCCGU